Molecule: messenger RNA, 5136 nt
Organism: Darwinula stevensoni
Lineage: Eukaryota; Metazoa; Arthropoda; Ostracoda; Podocopida; Darwinulidae
Source: the annotation of a GenBank genome assembly
AUGAGAGUGGAUGUGAACACUGGGAUUUUCCGGUGUACUGUCUGUGGAGAGCAGGUGAAUCAGGCCAACAGAAGUGAUAUCAAUGAACACCCAACUCUAAAAGUUCUGGUCUGCAAGAAAUGUUUGGAGUAUUAUGGAGAUGGGGCCUUGUCCCAAGAUGAGGACAGAACUGCCAAGUAUUGCAGAUGGUGUGCAGAUGGUGGUGAUUUGAUACUCUGCACUACCUGCCCUAAUGGAUUCUGCAUGAAAUGUUUGAAACGUAACCUGGGUCGGACAAUGCUGCAAAAGUUCCGCACAGCUGAAGAAUGGAAGUGCUUGGUUUGUGAGCCAUAUCCACUCAAGGAGCUCCAUGCCAUGUUAUGUCUCAUUCAAGAAUACCAUCAAUUUCACACAAAACGACUUGGGAAGGGGAUGAAGAAAUUUCGGCCAGGUUUCAAGCAGACCCUAAAGAAGCUUCAAGAAUUGCGGGCUGAGAAAAAGAAGAAAGGUUUUACUGAUGAAAUGGUUGAGGAGUCCUACCACAAUGUGGAAAGGUGCAUGACCUCAUAUGGCAAAGAUGCCACCCGUAUCUAUUUGAAAUGGCAGGACUCAGAUCAUGGAAAGGAGGCAACUGCCAGCACUCUGAAAAAACUCCAAAUGCUUCUUGACAUCACAAGGAAAAACUUAGAUAGGGUUGGGCAGGAACUAGAAAGGACCCUUGUGAAGUGUGAACCUGAUGCUCUUCAACUCUUCAAUGCUAUGAAUUUACCAAAUGGUAUUGUAGAAGAAAGUAGUUCAACUUCACUGAGUGAUUCUUCUGAAGAGGGGAGGAAGAGGAAGAAGAGAAAGAAGAAGGUGAUGAAAAAGGAAGAUGGAAAAUCAAAGAAAGUGGAAAAGGUUAAAUCUGGCAGAAAGGAAGUUCUAGACAAGGGUUCUGAGAAGCAGACUGUGUCUGAUGGUGAGGAGAUGAUAACUGGUGGCAAUUCUGAGGAAAGAGGACAGAGAGAGCCUCAUGUUGAAAGUGUGACAGUGAAGGCAGAACCAUUGAAUAUUGAAGCUGAGGACUGUUUUGUUCAGAGUCCCACAACAAUAAUACCAGAUUCCUUGGAAUUGCUUCCAGGUGUAGAGGAUGCAACGAACUCAGUCAUCUCCAGGAUUCCUGACACUGAGGAAGAUCAGGUAGGUCAGGUCACCAUGGAUAUUAUGAAAGGUGAAGAUGAUGACCAGGGCACCACCCAAAGCAUGAUGGAAAUUGAUGCUGAGCUCAUCUCCCAGGAUUCAGAGGAAACUGAAGAUGGAGAAUCAGGUCCCACUCAGAGCAUCAAUUUUGACUGUGAAGUCAUCUUCCAUGACUCAGAUGAAGAGCUGAGAAUGAAAGAAAUGGCUCAGGAACCAUGUGAGAUGGAAAAUGUGGGAUCACUGGAUCUUUCUGAAAAGCAUCCUGAUGUUUCUGAUGAGGAGAGAUGGCAGACAAUGACUGCUAGGAAAGCAUUGGAAGACAUCUUGGCUGAUUCUAAUGAAGCAGACAUUGGGGAGAGCAAGAUGCAGAAGAGGAGGAAGAAAAUGGUGCGAACCAAAGGGAAUAAACAGGAAAUUGAGUUAAAUUGUGAGAAAUGGGAUGACAUGGAAAUGGAACCGAGCGGCAAAGAGGAUGAAGGAGAGACAAAGGAAAGUGAGAAAUCAAAAGAAAAAUCAGAAAAGAAGGAGGAGGAAAUAUCAGGGGAGAAAUUGGUAUCCCAGGAGCAUGAAAGCAGAGAAGACCUUGGGAGGAGGGAUUCCACUUCGACAUUUUCCUCUGAUGAUGAAGAUUCAGACUCUGACACAUCCUUCCUGAAAGUCAAACUGAAAAAGAAGAAGAAAAGGAAAUCUACAGAGUCUCGAACAAAGAAGCAGCUUUCCUCAGAGGUCCAAGUCAUGCUGAAACGACUCCCACACAGAGUUUUCCAGGAUGAUCCUAUUCUUGCAUCUGACUACAUUACUGAUGAAGAGCAAAAGAAGAAACAGUCACCUUCUUUGAAACAGAGAAUGAAAACGCUUCUCAAGUCGGUCACUGUUGAAAAGAAAGUAUUGGAAGAUGAAGAUGAUGAAGGCAUUGAGGAAGAUCAGGGAAAGCAGAGGAAAAAGGGUUCAAGGGGAAAGAAAAAAUCACUGAAGAAAGACAGGGAGAGUGGAGAUGGCUGGAGUAGUGAUUUGGAUGAAGAUGAUGCUGAUGCUGGCAUUGAUGUCAAGACACUGGAUGGAGUGCUCAUGCAAGGCUUUCAAGGGCCACAGGUGUUUAAGGAGCAGCUUUCACUCACUGAGGUGAAUCGGAAGAUUCUCAAUGAUCUCCUGAAGAGCUCUGACAAUUCAGACACAGAAUCUGAAGGUGAGCAAGAGGGAAAGAAGGUGCAAAAGAAGAAAGUGGGACUCGAGGGGGACAAAAUGGGGAAAGAUGAUGAAGUACCAGUGGAAAUCAAAGAAGAAGCACCAGUGGGUGUCAAGGAAGAAGCUAUUGAGGUGGACAAUGAAAAUGUGAAGGAGGAAAGUCUCCAGAGGAAACACAAAUUCAAGAAAGAGAAAUCAGCAGCUGUUAGAGAAGCAUUACACUUAUUGCGAAUUAAGUUUAGUGACACAGACACAAGUGAGGAGGAGAAGAAAUGCCAGAAAUUAGAAAAAGCCCGGGAGAAGAAGAAACAGGAUUAUGAAGGCAGCUUCUUCAGUCCUGGAAGGAAAAGGAAACAGCAGAUUUUGGACUCUAGUGAUCCAGAUUCAGGGAGUGAUAAGUCACAUGAACCAAAAGCAAAAAGAAAGAAGGCCAUUGAGGAAAGUGAUGACUCCAGCAUCCAGUUGGCCUCUCCCUCCCCAGUAGCAGACUCUGAUGAAGAGGACAAUGAUGUCACUGAAAUUGUAUCCAGUCAGAGCAAUGACUCCCCAAGCAAGGAUCGUAGGAAAAAUAUCCACAAGAUUCUUAAAGAUUCCCAAUUGAAGGUGACGACCCAGGAUGCCAACCGGGAGGAAAGAGAGCGUUUGGCAAGAAUUUCUGAGAAACAAAAACUUUUCAAUGAGGUGAUGCUACAGGAGCUUGAGGAAGUAGUAAAUUCAUCACAGGAGAAGGGAGAUCUCAUCCUCGACUUUGAUCGAGAGACCAAGGAGUCCCUAGUUGAAGUGCAUUCAAAACUGGUACAGAAGCUCAAGCCACACCAGCGAGAGGGCAUCCAAUUUAUGUUUGACGCCUGCAUUGAGUCUGUGAAGCGAAAGAAUCAGGAGGGUGUCCAUGGUGGGGGGUGCAUCUUGGGCCAUUGUAUGGGCUUGGGCAAGACACUGCAGAAAGGACCUGUACGACCCGCCGGCGGGUCGUAUGACCCAGGAGAAGAGAGAACGUACGACCUGCCGGUUGUUGCCUUCCUCCAUACUGUCCUCACAUGUGAGGCACUUGGUUUCAAGACUGCUCUUGUGCUAUGCCCAUACAACACGGUUCUCAAUUGGGACCAAGAAUUCAAAAUGUGGCUGGAACGGCAAGGCCUCAAUGAAUUUGACAUCUUCAACAUUGCCAACAGCCAAUGUCUUAAAUAUGGUCAUAGUGAAAAGAAUGCUGACAUGCGCAUGUAUCAUGUGAGACGAUGGCAUCAAGAUGGUGGGGUCAUGAUCAUGGGAUAUGACAAGUUCCGACUCCUUGCGAACCCCAACAACAAGAAAUUGAAGGAACGGCAUCGAAAGCUGUACAAAGAUGCUUUUAUGGACCCUGGCCCUGAUCUAGUGGUAUGUGAUGAAGGGCAUAUCUUGAAGAAUGAGAAGAGUCUCAAUUUCCGCAUCCUGAGCCAGAUUAAGACACGGCGACGCAUUGUCCUCACUGGGACGCCCCUGCAGAACAACCUGAAAGAGUAUCAUUGUAUGAUCCAGUUUGUGAAGCCGAAUCUCCUGGGCACAAUGAGGGAAUUCACCAACCGCUUCAUGAACCCAAUCGAGAAUGGACAGCAUAGUGAUUCCACAGAGGCUGAUGUGAACAUCAUGAGGCGCCGGGCCCAUGUCCUUCAUGAUCUCCUCAAAGGCUGUGUCCAGAGAAAAGACUAUGGGGAGCUGGCACAGUUCCUGCCUCCUAAGCUGGAAUAUGUUGUGAGUGUACGGUUGAGCCCUAUCCAGAUUGCCCUCUACCAGCAUUACUUGGAAAAUAACAGCCGGUUCCGGGCAAGGCAGAGAGGGGGUGGGACAUCUCUCUUCUCUGACUUCCAGAGAAUGUGGGAGGAUGAUGGUGAUGAUGAACAGGGAUCCCUGAAGGAUUUUGUGGUGUCAGAUGAAGACUCAGAUUCAUCUUCUUCCAGUACCCAAUCCUCAGCUACUUCUAGAGAAAACACACCUGAAGAUGAUGACAUCCAAAUCCUCAAUGAGCCAAAUGGUGAAGAGGAGGAAGUUGCAAAAAAUAGUCAAAAUGAGGAGAAGAAAGAGGAAGAGGAAGAUCAGUCAUUAUGGUGGGAGAAGAUCAUUAAGGAAUCAGGUUUGGAUGUGGAGUCAUUUGCUCUCAGUGGGAAGAUGAUGCUUCUUGCUGACAUCCUUCGUUCCUGCGAGAUUAUUGGGGACAAAGUCUUGGUCUUCACACAGAGUCUUCUCUGUCUUGACUUGGUGGAGCAGCUUCUUCAGUUUCUUGAUUCACACCGGGUUGAACCCUCUUUGGUGCUCCAACCUGAGAUAGACCUAGAAAAAGCAGCAGAAAUCCCUCAUGAAACUGAAACAGUUGCUGCUAAAGAAGGAGAGCAGGAUGAAGAAAAUGAUCUGCUUGAGUGGACUGGAGGAUCCUGGGUGCAAGGUGCAGACUACUUUCGCAUUGAUGGCACCACACCUGUUGAUACCCGGAAGCGCAUCACUGCUGUCAUCAAUGAUGCCAAAAACUAUAGGGCACGAUUGUUGCUGGUAUCAACAAAGGCAGGUGGGCUUGGUAUCAACUUGGUGGGUGCAAAUCGGGUUGUUAUCCUGGAUGCCUCAUGGAACCCUUCCCAUGAUGUCCAAGCCCUCUUCCGUGUCUAUCGAUUUGGGCAACAGAAACCAGUCUACAUAUACCGCUUCUUUGCCAAGGUUCUCUGUCUCCCUCCUAAUCAUCCUCUGGUUCAGCUGAGUGUUGACAGCUUCGAUGACAUUGUCGAUGGUCUUGAAGACUUUUCCUCGCAAAGGUUGUUUGACUUUUGA